Messenger RNA from Exophiala oligosperma, 1641 nucleotides. RefSeq lists its product as uncharacterized. NCBI's taxonomy places the organism in Eukaryota, Fungi, Ascomycota, Eurotiomycetes, Chaetothyriales, Herpotrichiellaceae. Gene Ontology annotation, cellular component: nucleus. The coding region runs from base 127 to 1284 and encodes 385 amino acids. Gene Ontology annotation, molecular function: ribonuclease III activity; double-stranded RNA binding. Gene Ontology annotation, biological process: primary miRNA processing; rRNA processing; regulation of gene expression. The record is from RefSeq and is a predicted model, not a curated record. The transcript has a single exon.
GAAAGUCUUGGUGAAAGGUCUUGCAAUCGUUUUCCAUUUACUUCUUGGCUUUAUCGACCCAUUCGAGUGCUUCCCCUUGAACGAAGCGCAUCUUGCCUCUCCCUGCCUCGAGCUCAUAUAGCUCUAAUGAAGAGGCUGCGGCUCCUGCGAUGGAGCGGUAGUGUACUCUCACCCCGGACGAGACCCGAACCUUUGUAUUCUCACCUCCGCAAUUUUCAACGUUGUCAAACAACGGCCACUACGGUCUCAGGACCUGGGGACUAUCUCGAAGGCACCCCUAUAUUCUCCGAAGAUGUACUCGUAAAACUCCCUUCGCCUCCGGUCACAGCUGCGAAGACCUCCGCAAAGCUUGCUGCUCUACAUGCCCGACUUGCACUCCCUACACGACUUCCCCUCGAGACUCUGGCGAGGACACUUGUGGAUGAUUCAGCAGAUUCUUCAAUACGAUUCAACAAUAAACCUUUUGCUGUGCUCGGCAACGAUUUACUCGGAUACUACACUUCAGAAAAUAUUUUAGCCCAGUAUCCAAGGUUACCGAUGGCCGUGGUAUUCGCAGCCAUGUAUGCAUACCACGGUCCGGCAACGCUGUCUUCGCUAGCUAGAGAAUGGGGUGUAGAGUCUGCGGCGGAGCCUGGUGGUGAAGUUGACCCAGGCCUACUUCAGUUCAAACGACUACCUCCUGAACCCAAACCUCAGCGACCCUCACAACAGAUCAUCGAGGCCUACCAGGACGGAGAGAAGUUUCGCCGAACGAUGAGUUCAAGGACCGUCUAUGAUGACCAAUUUGGAGAUCCCCAGGACGCGCAAGAAGUGGUACAGAAAGGCGUCACCCUCGAAAGGGCCUCGACAAACUUCGUUCGGGCAGUAUUUGGCGCAGUAUACCUACAUGCGGGAAGGGCGGCCGCGAAACAAUUCUACAAUGACCAUAUUGCUUCUCGGCAAGUCAAUAUGGCGAGCCUUUUUCAGUUCAAGAACCCUACCCGGGAUUUGAGCCGGCUGUGUGCCAGAGAGGGCUUCCAGGCUCCCGUAGCCAAGAUCCUCAGCGAAACCGGUCGUAAGAGUCGGACACCGGUCUUCGUCGUCGGAAUAUAUUCCGGCAGCGAGAAGCUGGGAGAAGGGGCGGGUGCGAGCCUCAUCGAAGCUCGAACACGUGCAGCAGUUGCAGCAAUGAAGGGGUGGUAUCUGUACAGCCCGACAGAAGUUCGGUUGCCUAGUGAGAUGGAAGAACCUGGGGCUAAGGCAUGGACCCCGAUUUUGAUUGAUGCCGGCGAAAUCGCCAACUGAGUCGACUUCGAAAUCUGUUGUAAAUACCAACAUUGACCAAAGCGGUGUACUUUUACCAUUUGAGAACUAUGCCUCGAACGGCGUGGAGCCAUAGUCACAGAACUGUAAUUACUAAGAGUGUGGGAAACUUCAGAUGACCUCUUGAAAGGCGGACGGUGGUUGAAUAAUCGACUCCACGCACGUACAGUACUAUCAUCCUCUCACACAGAUUAGUCCGUGGCACAGAGCUGGCCGCUGUGUUCAUGCGAUGGGAAGCCGGGACGGCUGUCUGCCUCUUCCGAAUAGUUGAAUGCCUAGUUUGACUUCUCGCUUGAAUUCUCGUCUCCCGAAUGUUCGGCACUCGAUCUAGAACUCGUC